Messenger RNA from Mercenaria mercenaria, 2187 nucleotides. RefSeq lists its product as uncharacterized. Bases 56 to 1837 code for a protein of 593 amino acids. The transcript has 5 exons. The record is from RefSeq and is a predicted model, not a curated record. NCBI's taxonomy places the organism in Eukaryota, Metazoa, Mollusca, Bivalvia, Venerida, Veneridae.
GUUUUAUAUACAUUGUAAAUCAACGGGUCCAGGUGAGGACAUUGUAAAAUAGACAAUGGAAACAGUUGAAACAACGGGAACAGUUGAAAGCAACAAGAAAAGACCCAAGAAAUGGUUUGAUCGAAAGAUGAAAAUAUUGGUGUUCAUCGCUGGUUUUGCAGUUGUAGUUGCAUGUCUCGUUUUCCUUGGCUUCUACAUGACGAAAGUGAACGGAGAUUUGGUUGACUCGAUAAGAUCUAAACUGGCGUCCGACAGCGUACAUGCUUCUGGCUUAUCUGGUGGGUUUCCAGCCUCAGUUAUUGGUCAGUCAUCUGCAGGGGACAUUCAGGAAUAUAAUUUUAAUAUAGGAAUGCGCCAAGACUUUCAACUGCAAGAAUGUCAGGGAACGAAUUACAAGAUGUCUUUCCCAGAUAUUGACUACGCAUUAAUGGGCUACAACGUAUUGCGAGGCUACCCUCUAGCAACAGGACAUGACCCCGGAUUCACAUACCCAAUCUUUUCUGCAGACUAUGGAAAGGGAAAGCACACCGCAGAUUGCCGUUUUAGUGUACCGGAGGGUUUGGUUGUUGUUCCUGACGUGUCGUGUGUCACGUCGUUUACGUCAGAGAUUGUUCAAACAAAAUAUGAAUUCGAGAAUGCAUUAUCGUUUUCUGCUAGCGCGAGUGGCGGCGGGUGGGGUGCAAGUUUUUCUGCUAGUGCUGGCUACAAGAAAUCCUCAUCACAAAUGGCAACUGGAGAGUCGGUUUACAUCUUAUCAUCUGCUUAUUGCCAUUAUUACUUCAGCAAGUUAGUGAAGCGUUCGUCUCCUCCAUUCGAACCCGUUUUCCUGAGUUGGAUUGAGAGGCUAAAUAGCACAAAUUUAAAGGACAUUUAUUUAGAAUUCUUUGACACUUAUGGUACACACUUUGCCACCGAAGUCACGUUUGGCGCGAGAUUCACGUACGUACAUAAAAUGUCAUCGGAAGAAUAUGAAACCCAAAGUGUAAAAGGUGUUAAUGUUGCAGCUGAGGCGAGCUACUCUGGUUUGUUUAGUGUGGGAGGUGGAUUUCAAAUGGAUUCUUCACAAAGAGAAGCGGCUGCCGAAUUCUCUAAGUCCGUUGAAACAAAAACUAUAACUGUAGGAGCAGCGCCACCUGCAAACGGCGAUGCAAUGACUUGGGCAUCAACUGUGAAAGAUAGUCCCGUUCCUUCUAAAUACAAACUUUCAUCCAUAGAGGAACUGUUUACCGAAAAGUACAUGAAUCCGACCGAAUUACAUGUCAACCUCGAUCUUAUUUCCCAAAAUAUCAACGCGUAUAAGUACGAGUACUGUAGAUAUCUAAUGUUAAAAGGUGAAGUUGAUUCAUGUGAGUCACUCUCCCCGGGAAUGGUGCUCGAUAAAACAAGACUUGUAAAUCAUUAUUACGCGUGGAAAUUAUCACAUAAAGAGUGUAUCGACCUCUGUUUGAAAGAAAUAAAAUGCAGCGCAAUUACUUACUGCGUCAAAUGUGACAGCUCGAAGGCCAAUUACCACUCAUGUUUCCUUUUUAAUGCCGAGUCGCAAAUCGGAGGUACAAAUGAAGACGAGUGGAACUCUAUAGUUUUCGUUGGUAAAAUGAAUGCGGAACUUGUACUGGAGAACACAGCGGUUAUAGGAACAGAAAGGGGAUUUGAAAGAGAAGAAGAUAAGAAAGCGGAUGCCACCAGGUGUGAUGAACUGUGUGCUGAAGAUGUCCACUGUAUUGUAUAUAGUUAUUGCGAAUGCCCGGAUGUUGAACAAAAAUGCAGACUUUAUAGUUUUGAAAACGUUUUAGGAUUCAAAGUGGAAGCAGGAACAAAGUCUGUCGUCACUGCUUAAAAUGAAAACGAGCCGCACCAUGAGAAAACCAACAUAGUGCAUUUGCGACCAGCAUGGAUCCAGACAUGCCUGCGCAGUCUGGUCAAGAUCCAUGCUGUUCGCUAACGGAUUCUCUUAUUGCAAUAGUCUUUGAAAGCGAACAGCAUUGAUCCUGACCAGACUGCGCAAAUGCACUAUGUUGGUUUUCUCAUGGUGCGGCUCAAAUUAAUAUGAACUUCAAAUUCUAGAACAGCGUUGAUGUGGUUGUGUGAUUUCGUACUAUGAUUACGUUCUUUAUGUUGAUAUUCAUUGUUUGUGUGCACAUUUAUGAUUUGUACUAUUAAAAAAGAAUAUAUGAUAUUUGCCACCAA